Miscanthus lutarioriparius is the source of this 513-nucleotide messenger RNA. NCBI's taxonomy places the organism in Eukaryota, Viridiplantae, Streptophyta, Magnoliopsida, Poales, Poaceae. The record is from the annotation of a GenBank genome assembly.
AUGCCCGAUGGAGUUCCGUUCCUAUGGUCUCACCGGAAGAUUAAGGAUUUUCAUAGAAAUGAGAUCAUGUCAAUGGAAGCUGCUGGAAUCCGUAAGCAUGUCAUAAGAGAUGUUCUUCAAUGCAGAUAUGGAGGAUAUGACAAAGUUGGCAUUGUUACUAAGGAUAUUUACAACUAUUGUUCUAAGAACAAGAGGUCAAGAAUCGCAGAAGGUGAUGCAAGGACAAUUCUAGGUCUCAUGCUGAAGAGGAAGAACAGUGAUCCAGAUUUUUAUUUUGAUUAUAAAGUCGAUGAUGACAAUUUGCCACAUCAAACUGAUGGAACCUUCUGUGGGUUAUUUGUGCUCAAGUAUAUGGAGCUCUGGGAUGGAACAAGGCUAGUCCGAGAUUUCACACAGGAUGUCGUGCACAUCUUUCGGAUGAGUAUGAUUGCGGACAUUAUAUUUUCCCCGAUAAAUGAUAUUGAAGAAUCGAAAUAUAGCAUUGAAGGCAUCAUGCAAGCAUUGAAGCGUUAG